AUGCUGCUGAAGACGAUACUCGUGUGCGCGGCGUGGCUGGCGUGCGCGCAGUGCCAGCAGGGGCCCACGACGACACCGGUGCCGAUUCUGAAGCAGAUCAACAGGCAGAACGACGACGGGUCGUACAGCUACGGCUACGAGGCGGCGGACGGCUCGUUCAAGAUCGAGACCAAGUACCCCAGCGGCGACGUCGCCGGCAAGUACGGAUACGUCGACGAGAACGGGAAGCUGCGCGAGAUAUCCUACGGGGCCAGCAGCAAGCGGGGCUUCGAGCCGCAAGGUCAGGGCAUCAUGGUUCCGCCGCCGACCCUCAACGACCCGUCGAACGCGCUGACCGACGGCCAAGAGGACGACGGCCAGUACCGCGAGGACCCCAAGAUCUACGAGGACCCGAAGUACAACGGCCGCGCGCAAAGCAGACCGGCGUCCAACUUCAGACAGUACCACCAGCCAGCGCAGCCAGCGCAGCCCGCGUAUCAGCCGGAGCCGCAGUACCAGCCGGCGCAGUACAGACAGCCCGCUCCGGCGUACCAGCCAGCUAACCCAGCCCCCCAGCCCCAACCUUCGCAGUACCACCCGCAGCUCUUCAGCCAGCAAUCGAACCUGUUCAGCCAAGCGCCGCAGCAAUUCCCGCAAGAGCGCCCCCAAAGCCAGGUCUACCACCAGCAGCCGCAGUUCUCCUACCAGGCAUACACGCCUCAACCCUACAGCCAGUACCAAAGCCAGAGCCCGCAGGCUUCUAAUUACCAGCAAAGCUACCAACCGCAAAGCUACCAGCCGCAGAGCUAUCAAGGCCAAAACUACAACCCCUUCUCUGGUCACCCAGCCCAGAACUUCGACCCAAGCUCCGGUUCUUACAGCAUCAACUACACCGGGAAA
This is a messenger RNA of Iphiclides podalirius (scarce swallowtail), 879 nucleotides long. Lineage: Eukaryota; Metazoa; Arthropoda; Insecta; Lepidoptera; Papilionidae. The record is from the annotation of a GenBank genome assembly.